This is a messenger RNA of Camellia sinensis, 453 nucleotides long. Lineage: Eukaryota; Viridiplantae; Streptophyta; Magnoliopsida; Ericales; Theaceae. The record is from RefSeq and is a predicted model, not a curated record.
AUGGCUACUACAAGAACCCUAUAUGGCUCUUCUCGUUUUGCUUCUUCAUCUUUUUCAACACUACCUCGCAGGAGCUAUGACGUGUUCUUGAGUUUCAGAGGUGAAGAUACCCGCAAAAACUUUACUGAUCACCUCUACACGGCUUUGGUUCAAGCUGGAAUUCACACCUUCGUGGACGAUGAUGAACUCCCAAGAGGACAUGACAUUUCUUCGGCCCUGCUAAAAUCAAUCGAAGAAUCGAGGAUCUCCAUCGUUGUUUUCUCAACAAACUAUGCUUCUUCCAGAUGGUGCCUUGAUGAGCUUGUGAAGAUCAUUGAAUGCAAGAAUUCACUUGGACAAUUAGUUCUUCCAAUAUUCUACGAUGUCGAUCCUUUUGCUUCAGCAACCUACAAAAAAAAAAUUACAACAAUUUUAAUAACAAAUAUGCAUUUAGAGAAGAAAUUUGAUAUUUAA